Messenger RNA from Cajanus cajan (pigeon pea), 2015 nucleotides. RefSeq names its product EH domain-containing protein 1. Gene Ontology annotation, biological process: endosomal transport; endocytosis. Lineage: Eukaryota; Viridiplantae; Streptophyta; Magnoliopsida; Fabales; Fabaceae. The record is from RefSeq and is a predicted model, not a curated record. Gene Ontology annotation, cellular component: plasma membrane; cytoplasm. Gene Ontology annotation, molecular function: calcium ion binding; GTP binding; protein binding.
AAAUCAGACGAUGAUGAUCGCUGCGUCAAAAUCAGACACGCGAGCCAAUAUUUGAAAACUGAUAAGAGCCCUCUCUGGCAUUUGAAUUGCGACACCGAGUUGAAUCGCGAGAAGUGGUUCCGAAGAUGAAGACCGAAUCGCGUUCGAUAGAGGAAACGAAGACGUAUGAGGAAUGGUUCAAUCUGGCCGAUUCAGACGGAGAUGGACGGAUCUCUGGAAACGACGCAACCAAGUUCUUCGCUCUCUCUAACUUGUCCCGAUCUCAACUCAAGCAGCUCUGGGCUCUCGCCGAUGUUAAACGACAAGGCUUUUUGGGUUUCCCUGAGUUCGUUACUGCAAUGCAGUUGGUUUCGCUCGCGCAAGCAGGGCACGAACUUAAUUCAGAUAUCCUCAAAACGCAAAUUGACAAGGAAAAUAUUAAACCUCCGGUGAUGGAAGGACUCGAUGCUUUAGCAGCACAAAAGAAUUUGCCGAUUAGUGCUCCACCCGAAGUAAAUGGGACUGCUCAGCCUCAAGUGAUUCCAACCAAUCGGUGGUUUUCUUCAAAAUCCUCAAAGAAAUUGCCUCUCAAUUCAGUCACAUCAAUCAUUGAUGGCUUGAAGAAAUUGUAUAUCGAGAGGUUAAAGCCCUUGGAAGCCACUUAUCGAUUUAAUGAUUUUGUGUCUCCAUUAUUGACCAACACUGACUUUGAUGCCAAACCCAUGGUCAUGCUUCUUGGGCAAUAUUCAACAGGAAAAACUACAUUUAUAAAACAUUUGUUAAGAUGCGACUAUCCAGGAGCACACGUUGGACCAGAGCCUACGACUGAUAGAUUUGUUGUUGUCAUGUCUGGACCUGAUGAGAGGAGUAUUCCUGGAAAUACCAUCGCUGUUGAUGCUGACAUGCCUUUUAGUGGCUUGACAACAUUUGGAGGUUCAUUUUUAUCGAAGUUCCAAUGUUCUCAAAUGCCACAUCCUCUGUUAGAUGAAAUAACAUUUGUGGACACUCCUGGUGUCCUAUCCGGAGAGAAACAAAGGACUCAACGAAGCUAUGACUUCACUGGUGUUGUAUCUUGGUUUGCUGCAAAAUGUGAUCUCAUUCUUCUCCUAUUUGAUCCUCAUAAACUAGACAUCAGUGAUGAGUUUAAGCGUGUAAUCACAUCUUUACGUGGUAACGAUGACAAGAUACGUGUGGUUUUGAACAAGGCAGACCAAGUUGAUACUCAACAACUUAUGAGAGUCUAUGGAGCCUUGAUGUGGUCACUGGGGAAGGUUUUAAACACUCCCGAAGUCGCACGUGUAUACAUUGGUUCAUUUAACGAUAAGCCAAUAGAUGAAAGCUUGGUCAGUCCAUUAGGACAGGAUCUCUUUGAGAAGGAACAGAAUAAUCUGCUAGCAGAUUUGGUAGAUAUUCCAAAGAAGGCAUGUGAUCGCCGGAUCAAUGAAUUUGUGAAGCGUGCUAGAUCUGCUAAAAUUCAUGCAUAUAUAAUUAGCCACCUUAAGAAGGAGAUGCCAGCAAUAAUGGGCAAAGCCAAGGCUCAACAAAGGCUUCUUGAUAAUCUUGAAGAAGAAUUUGCAAAGGUUCAAAGGGAGUAUCAUCUACCGGCCGGUGAUUUUCCCAAUGUUGAACACUUCAAAGAAGUUUUAAGUGGUUAUAGCAUCGACAAAUUUGAGAAACUAAAGCCUAAAAUGAUUCAAGCCGUAGAUGACAUGCUUGGAUAUGAAAUACCAGAGCUUUUGAAGAAAUUCAGAAAUCCUUACGAUUAGAAUAGAAAAUGUAUUUCCGUCGUCAUGCAUUUUUACAAGUGUGAGAUGUAACUGUUUAAGUACAUUAUUAGUGGGUUGUGAAUGGUUGUGAAUGGCACCAACAUAUUCUGUUCGUUUCUUGAUGGGCAGCGCACCUUAGGAAAAUGGUGUUAUAUAGUGAAGGCACUAGCAUGUCAUAUCAAACAUUUUCAAUGCUCUAGUAGUGGGAGGGAUUGUGGCGCCGACAACUCCUCUUAGUUUUUAUAAUUUUAUAAACUAUUUUUUAAUUUC